This is a messenger RNA of Scomber scombrus (Atlantic mackerel), 861 nucleotides long. Its product is annotated as gap junction delta-3 protein-like. The record is from RefSeq and is a predicted model, not a curated record. The coding region runs from base 1 to 861 and encodes 286 amino acids. Gene Ontology annotation, biological process: cell communication. Gene Ontology annotation, cellular component: connexin complex. The transcript has a single exon. NCBI's taxonomy places the organism in Eukaryota, Metazoa, Chordata, Actinopteri, Scombriformes, Scombridae.
AUGGGUGAAUGGGGCUUCCUCGGAGCACUCUUUGAUAACCUCCAGGCACACUCGCCUAUGCUUGGUCGUUUCUGGCUCCUGCUCAUGCUUGUUUUUAGGAUACUGAUUCUGGGUACCGUGGCCAGUGACCUGUUUGACGAUGAACAAGAGGAAUUUGCCUGCAACACCCUCCAGCCAGGCUGCAAACAGGUGUGCUACGACAUGGCCUUCCCGAUAUCCCAGUACCGAUUUUGGGUCUUUCACAUUGUCCUCAUCGCCACACCUUCCAUGCUUUUCCUCAUGUAUGCCAUGCACCACAAUAACAAAAAGGACAGCCGCCCCAAAAGCAGCCAAAGUAGCAGCCAGGAAUACAGAGAGACCCUUAGUUUAAGGAGGCUGUACAUGAUCAAUGUGGCUUUUCGAAUAAUUGCAGAAGUCGGCUUUCUGGUGGGCCAGUGGUUUCUGUAUGGUUUCACUGUGAACCCCCAGUUCCCUUGUAGCCGCUUUCCUUGCCCCUACACAGUGGACUGCUUCGUCUCACGCCCUGCAGAGAAAACAGUCUUCCUCUACUUCUACUUCGGCGUUGGGGUGUUGGCAGCGGUUUCCAGCUGUGCAGAGCUCUUCUACGGCUCCGCGAAGUGGUUUUGUUGUAGCUCGGAGCCCUUUACCCCGGAGCGUUCCUGUGACUGCCAGAACCUUCACAACUUGAAGACAGAGGAGGCAGAAGGGGAGGAGAAACCAUUAGGAAAGGCAAGGUCAGAGAGUGCACUGGGCAGCUUGAGGCUGAAGGGGGGAUCGCUGAGGAGCAGUAAGAAGGUCUCCAGCAUCGGGCAGAAGACAAGAAACGGCAAAUAUGUGAGCAGCAGGACACUCAUGGUGUGA